Messenger RNA from Lactuca saligna, 390 nucleotides. Lineage: Eukaryota; Viridiplantae; Streptophyta; Magnoliopsida; Asterales; Asteraceae. The record is from the annotation of a GenBank genome assembly.
AUGGAGCGUAACCGUGUUGUUCGAAGGAUCUGCAGACUAAUGCAAGAAUGUGAGAAUGAAGGUGUUGGGGCUAUACCGGGUUACGAUAAUUCAUGGCUCGAUGGUAGUGAUUUUAUUGAUGGUCGAUGUCCGAUCAAUGGAGAGGAAGAGUGGGAGAGAAAGAGGGAGACAAAGCUGGGGAAAGGGAAGGGGAGGAUACAGCCGAAGCCCACAUCCGAGUUCACGAAUCGAUUGCAUCAUAAAUCUUUGGUUUCAAACAUGGCAACCACCUUUCUCCCCUAUUGGAGUCGAUGCUUCCCUGUGUCUCCAUCUCCGCUCUCUACUGCAUAUCAAUUCAGGCUUUUGAGGUGUUUUGAUUUCAGAAUCACUCAAUUCUACAGAAGAGAUUAG